Molecule: messenger RNA, 2497 nt
Organism: Drosophila ficusphila
Lineage: Eukaryota; Metazoa; Arthropoda; Insecta; Diptera; Drosophilidae
Gene: Uvrag
Product: UV radiation resistance-associated gene protein
Exons: 5
Coding region: 152-2242 (696 amino acids)
Biological process (GO): SNARE complex assembly
Cellular component (GO): endosome; lytic vacuole
Molecular function (GO): SNARE binding
Source: RefSeq, a predicted model, not a curated record
UUCUCUGCAUCAGAAAACAGCUGUUCGGGCCAAUAGUUUUUUUUUGGAAAAAGUUAUUGCGGAAAACCUACAACAAACGUAGUUUUAGUGAACAAUGAGCUGGGCUGCGGGCUCCGCGUAAUCCGUACUCCGUCCGGAACCGCGUAUCACGAUGAAUCUGCGGCCGCGCUGCCGCAAGUGGCUGCCAUUGGCCACCCAGCAAUUGCGACUGCGGAACCUGGCGCGAAUUCAGGGAUUCAAUAUUGUGUCCGGGUCGCAGAAGCAUUCGUUGGAGGAGGUGGAAUCGGAGGACGUACUCCUCUACUACACUUUGCACACGGAUAAGGCCAGUGAGGCAUUCUACACCAGCGAGAAGCUGCCGCAGCGUCACCAGCAGCAAAAGUGGGCGGAGAUAUGUACGGAUGACGAGGCCUGGCGGAAAACCAAUGCGCAGUGUGUGUGUGUCAAAGUGUGGAAACACUAUCCGGCGGAAAAGAGAGUUGGCCAACCGGCUGAGACUGAUCACAGGGAUAACGAGAUAAGCGGGAGAUCCCAACUAACGCCCAGCAGGCUGCCACGUCCACCCGAACUGCUCUUCAGCUGGGGCGUCUUCUUCUCCGGCCUUAUCCCUCUGUCACCCCUCACCCUUUCCCAGUGUGGCAAAAAUUGUCUGGUUUUCCAGCUUAACGGAGAGCAGUUUGCCUCCCCGUCGAAAAUAAGUGAGCAGGGUUUGCAGACGCAACUCCAUUUGCACUACCAAAACUAUGCGGCAGAUGAGGAGCGAGAGGAGCCGCAGGACGAGGGCAUAAACUCCCCGGCCGUCAGUCGCAGUUCCAGUCCAGUCCUGCGGAUGAGCACUAUGCGUUAUGCCCAGCUAAAAUGCCAACAACAGGAGAUCCGGCGCAGUUACAACUUGGACAAACUGCUAAAGCUACAGCUUCUGCAGCGCCUACACCAGCAGAAACUGCGCCAAAUGGCCGAGGGUUGCCGGGAGAUUGCCCGACUUAGUGUGCACUGUGUGACCAGGAACGAGCUGCGCCUGAAGCCACGCACUACAUCGUUGUCCGGCGACCACUCCGCCCAUCAUCACCAUUCCAUGGGUCGUGCCCUCAGCGUCUUGCUCGCCGAGCAGCAGCAGAUAGCGCCCCUCACGCUUUACAAUGCCCAACAGCUGACCAGAAGGAUCGAGGGGCUACGCAGUCAGCAGCGACUGCUUCAAGCGGAGCGUGAGACGAUUCGGCAAAGAAACGAGCGGGCCCGUCAGCGUCUUGAAGAAAUGACGGAGCAACGGGAGGCACUGCAGCAGCAGCUACACAAUCAAAGGCAUCGACUGGAGCAAGAACGCUUGGAGCUGCGCACCCUGGCACCCCAGCACUUGGCACAGCGCGAACAAAGAAGACAGAUAGUUCGACAGGUGGAGCGUCGAAUGUCAACUCUGGUGCUGGAGCUGCAGGAGAUCUACAAUAUCCAGAAUGUCGGCGGGCAGCAGUUCAGCAUCUGCGGCAUUGCCUUUCCCCACAUGGAGCAAUAUACAAGUGAGUCGCGUCAGGCGGCCAAUGCCCAGUUGCUGGAAAACGUCUCGCCGCUGGCGGUGAGUGCGGCUCUGGGUUAUGUGGCCCACUUGGUGCAAAUGCUAGCCAUUAUCAUGGAUCGACCGUUGAGAAACCGCAUUCUGUACGAGCCAUCGAGGGCACGAAUUGUCGACGACAUCAAGGAGUUGACCUACACAACCAGAGAAUUUCCUUUGUAUACGCGCUCCAUUUUGCCGUCGCAGCAGACCAAGUAUGCAAUCUACCUUCUGCGCCAGAACGUUUCCCAAUUGUGCUUCGACAUCACCGGUCACUGCGACCUGCGUAACACCUUUGGCAAUCUGCUGGAGCUAUUUAGAACCCUUCGCUACAUCGAACGAACGCAGCGCGAUGAGGUAGACGAACGGGAUGGACCUGAAAACGGUGCUGGCAGUGGAGGAGCACGCCUGGCAAAUGGGCUGACUGCACCACACCUGUCGCAGUCGCACUCGUCGGUGGACAUGAACCACGUGCCACUGCCAACCAGCGUCAAUGCGGUCAAGGAUGCCCUGCUACAGCAACUUUUGCCCCCAGGCGUGAGUCAGGCUCUGGCCAUCGAGGGUUAUGCGUCAACGCAACGCAUCUGCCGCUCGGUUGGCUCCUAUUCGGAUGGUGAGGAUGAAUUUCGACCUCGGCUGGAACACAGCUAUUCCAACUCGGACUCCAACAUACCGCUGCAGACGGAGCGAAGCUGAGCAGAAGCAGCGCAUCCAAAUGUGUAAUAUUUCAAGCGGUUUAUAUUUAUUAUCCCAAAACAUAGGUUUUCGGAUUGGUCGCGUAUUAGUUGGAAAUCAUUUGUGUACUUUUAAAUUAUCAAAGUCAACGGUAAAACAUGCAGACCGCAGUUCAUUGCGGGCAUAUUAUUUUUAGUUGUUUAAGAUCUCUGUGUAAAUUCCCGUUUAUUGUUUGUUUGCUAAUGUAAGCUACGAAUAAACAUUUAAUAUUUUAUA